AUGCGACAUUAUUUUUAUAUUCAUCUUUCUGUAUUCUUUUGUAAUACACUGAUAUGUGGCGCUAUUGUAUGGAAAAUUGAAGAAUAUCAAAUACCUUAUGUUGAUUGUUGGUUUAUUAGUGCAACAUGUGUAUUUACAUGUGGAUUACAAACAGUUGCUUAUGCUGAUUUUAGUCAACCAUCACAAAUUCUUCUUCUAAUAUUUACAAUGAUUUCUGGUAUCACUGUAAGUACAAUUCCAGCUAUUUUGAUUAAAAUUUAUCGAGCAAAACGAGAUAAAAAUAAUAAUGAAGAAAUAUCAUCAUCAUCGUCAUCAACAAAUGAUAAUAAUGAAUUAGUAAUUCGACAGUUUCUUCGUCGGGAAACAUUGGAUCCUACGUUAGAUGAACAACUUCGAUCAUUACCUAAUUCACAACAUCUUCGUGUUACAGCUUAUAUCAUGUUGAUUGUCAUCAUUCUUUCAACUUGUUUUAUGAUUUAUCUUAUUUCAUUUCUUGCUAUGGGUUUUUGGUUAAAAUAUCAAUAUGAUCCAAUAGAUUUGUUACAAGCAAAUCAAACAAUGAAUCCAUUCUAUGCUUCAUUAAUUCUUACUAUUACCAGUUUCAAUCAGAAUGGACUUUCACCUUGGGAUAAUGGUAUGACUUUAUUUGUUACAGAUAUAUUUAUGAACAUUUUCAUUAUGCUUGCUGUCAUAUCUGGAACAUCAUUAUUUCCAGCUAUUCUUCGUGGUGUUAUUGUUCUACUUAAACAUUUUUCACCUUGGAAAUACAAAAUCUUUUUUGAUUAUAUCUUAUUGAACAAUCAUCGUUUGUCCGCUGUUAUUUUUCCAUCAGUUCAAACACGUCUUUAUGUCUCUGUUACUAUUUUAAUGCAAAUACUUGGAGUAACAGUAGCAUUAAUAUUAGAUUUUCAUAAUGAAAAGUUAGCUAUGUAUGAUGGAGGAGAAAAAUUUAUGAUAUUUAUGUUUCAAGUAGUCAAUACACGUUUUGGAGGUUAUGCAACUAUCACUAUUACUGAUCUUUCGGCUGCAACAUUACUUAUCUUUGUUCUUUUAAUGGGUAUCAAACCUCAAAUGUUAUGUACAAUCAAUGAAACACCAUUUGAAAUGGAAUGGGUUCUUCUUCAAACACAACAACAAAUUGAAAAUAAAGUAUCACAUAGUGGUGGGCAGACUAGUGUUGAUAUAUUUUUACCAGUUAAUCGAAUGAAACAUUACCUUUUACGACAAGGUUCAUUAACAAAAGCAGAAGCUAAAAAUUAUUUUGUAAGAAAAAGUCGAGCUGAAGCAAGUAUCAAUGAAUUAACUGAAAGACGUGUUCAACGUCGUAUGAGUGCUAUGUCUGCUGGUGGAUAUAUAUCAAUAGAAGGGUUUGAUGAUAAAUUAACAAAUAAUAUUCAUAUUUCUCUUCUUCGAAUGAAAUUAUUAUUAAUUAUAUUUUGUCGACAUGUUGUUCUUAGUUUAUUUAGUCUUCUUACGUCAACACGAACAUGGCUAUUUAUUGUUGUCUUUCUUAUUUGUUGUUUUGAAGCACCUCGUGUCAUACCAAGUAAUCCACAAAUUAC
Adineta steineri is the source of this 1562-nucleotide messenger RNA. NCBI's taxonomy places the organism in Eukaryota, Metazoa, Rotifera, Eurotatoria, Adinetida, Adinetidae. The record is from the annotation of a GenBank genome assembly.